CCACUGCAGCUGCCCAAAUGGCAAGUGUACUUAAGAGCCAGCAAGACUCAGCCCAAGGCACUUGCACUUUCUGUUUGCAAACUGAAACAUUAUGAAAAUUCUAUUAACAAUCAUUUGGCUAGGCUGCAUCUGUGCAAGCUAUGCUGAAAAAGAAGUAAAGAAUAUCGAACAGUUGCUGGAGGCGAAUACCAAGGAACUAAGCGACACCAAGCUUAUACUACAUCACAUUGACGCCACAAACGAACGAAUUAAGGCCAGCAUAGAACAGCAGCGCGUCUGGCUGGAGUCCAUUAAAAAUGUUGAUGGUCUGCUGGCAAAACUGAAUCUAUUUCUUGAUGCGCAAGGCACUGUUGUCCAGGAAGCUUUGAACAACAUAACGCUCAAGUCUGGACUACAUGCGGAGCGUGUGUCUAAGGAGGUAGGCGGCCUGGUGCGCCUGCAGCUCUCCACAAAACAACAGAUCAGCGGGCUGGAGCAAAAGCUGGAUGCCCACCAGAAGCAUGUGCUCCAGAAUGCACGAAGCAUUGACAAUAACAUACUGGAGCUCACCAAAUUGAUAACUCGCGCCAUUUUACCCCAGCUCAAUGGACUGCAGUGCUCCUUCAAUAGUCUGGAGACAUCGCAAAUCAAUAUAGAGGUGGAGCUCAAGAGUUUGACACGCGUCAAGGACAUAAGUGAGGAUUCCAAUCUCAAGCUGAAGGUACUGGGCGACCAACUGGUCAGCUUGAAUCGCACCCAGGACGCAGGUCUCGCAGUCCUCACGCACGCUCUGACACAGCUGAAGCCUCUGAAUACCUGGCAAAUUAAGCAUGCACUACGCGAUCUCAUAAUUUCCCAGAAGCGUAUUGAAUUGGAUCUGGAGGCUUGCGAGAGACGGGCAUCGCCGCAUUACGCCGAUCUGCCUGGUUCCGCCUCCUAUACAGCCUAUGAGAUUGAAUCCCACGCACCACCACCGCCGCGUGCUCAGCCUGGCAAGCAGGUGGAUCUGGUGCACGUCUGGAACGACAAGGACCAAAACCAGCAGAGUAUGUUAUGACUUAUAAACUUAUACAAACACAAGCUUACUAUCCACAACUUUUUCAGGUGCGCACGGUACUCCCUACUACGCUAGCGCCUACGUCCAGGCACCUGAACCAAAACCCAAACCCGGCAAGCCAUCAAAUGCCAGGUACAGCCAUUAUGUUGCGCCAGCUGCCAAGCCCGCUGGCUCCAGCUCCGUCUCCUGGCAGCAGCCUCUACCGUGGGAAGAUGUUUUCUCCUCACAAUCCGCUCCAGCGCCCAAGCCCAAGCCCAAUUCACAAGCAUGGCCAACUGAACCACACUAUCCGUCCGCUCCAGCACCCGCGCCUAAGCCCUAUCAAACUGGUUCAGGUCGCAGGAGACCCACAGCAAACCAGAAGCCAUGUGCCCCGGGCCAAAGCUCGCACAAUCCACCGCGGCACUCAGCUCCCGCUAGCUAUGGACCACCAGCGCCACUAGUACAGUCUUAUUCCCAGCAAGGCAAUAAACCUGGUCAAGCUACGCACCAGCUAAGCCACGCUCCCUGGUACGGCGCCAACUCCCCAUCCGACGGCUACUAAGGCACAUCAGCUUCAUUUUAUGUGAAGUUUGCAAUUGUGUAAACAAAUAGAUAUAGCCGAAAUAUACAUAUGUACAGCAA
Drosophila montana is the source of this 1660-nucleotide messenger RNA. RefSeq lists its product as uncharacterized. The record is from RefSeq and is a predicted model, not a curated record. NCBI's taxonomy places the organism in Eukaryota, Metazoa, Arthropoda, Insecta, Diptera, Drosophilidae. The transcript has a single exon. Bases 92 to 1036 code for a protein of 314 amino acids.